CAUCGUCACAGCUCUAAUGGGUCAGCGGACACUGCUAUGAGAAUAAACAUCUGCAGCUGUUUUCAUCUUUGAACGAAGCAUAGUGAUUUUGUGGGAACCUGCAAGUUUUCUACCCGCAGUUGUACUAGUUGUAGUCCGCUGGGAAACAUUCAAGUCCCUCUUUCUGUACAAUCGAUAUGAGUUUGAGAGUUCAUGUGUGUACGUGGAAUGUCAAGGUAACACAACCACCAGAUGAAGACUUCAGAUCACUUUUGCACCUUGACAAUGAAGAACAACUUCCUGACAUUGUUGCUGUGGGUUUGCAGGAAGUUGAUGCUAAACCACAGUCAUUGUUAAUUGAAUACAUAAAGGAAAACUCCUGGGUAAAGAUUCUUCAAGCCUAUCUUGGGGCGUAUGGCCUGGUUAAGCUCAAAUCAAUCCGCAUGCUUGGAAUGGUACACCUUGUAGCUGUUCAUACUAAGCAUCUUCCAUAUGUCCGUGAAAUUAGACCUGGUUACUGCAAAACAGCACUUCUUGGCCUACUGGGAACCAAGGGAGCAGUGUCAUUACGAUUUACUCUUUAUGGGCAAAGCUUCUGCUUCAUCAACAGUCACUUCUCCGCUCAUGCUGACUACGAAGAACAAAGGAAUCUGGUAGUACAUCCAGAAUAUGGGAGCAUAAGUCAGCAUUUGCUGUUUGCAAAUUGUACACCACAGAAAGCAAUGGAACACAGCUAUGUAUUUUGGCUUGGGGAUCUCAACUACAGAAUAAAUGAAACUAUUGACAACAUCAAAGGCCUCUGCGCAAAAAAUGAUUACCCUGCACUGUGGGAGCAUGACCAGCUCUUACAAGGUCAGAAAGACGGCAAAUGUUUUGAAAAAUUCCAAGAAGGAGGGCUUACCUUUCCACCCACUUACAAAUACAAACCUGGAACAGAUCAAUGGGACACAGAAAGUGGAAAAUAUCGCAAACCUGCCUGGACUGAUCGUGUAUUGUGGCUCGAAUCCGAGGAGAGGAAAAACACUGUUACACAGGAGAGUUACGUGUCUUAUCAGUCUUACCAAACAAGUGAUCACAGACCUGUUGGUUCCUCGCUUGCAGUGAACCUUAAUGACUCCACCUCGUCAAUGGAGGAUCCUAUUUCGUGGAAGUUGGAUCUCAUGAGUCUUCCAUGGUACGGCAACGAGGAUGGUUUGUGUGUAUACGUGGUGAAGAACUACAAGACAUACAGCUGGGAUUGGAUUGGUCUCUACCGGGUCGGUUUUCAACAUGUUUUCGAUUACGAAAUGUAUGAGUGGGCCGUGGGGGACGGGGAUGAGUACGGCGAGAACGGCUGCGCAGUGUUGUUCGACUGUCUGCCAGAGGAGGCUGGCCAUUACGUGAUGUGUUACUACAGCUACAAGUUGGACUGCAUUAUAUCCGUCAGUGAACCAUUUGAGAUUCUUCCACCCCGAGAUGAAGAUAAGGAUCCAGUUGAGGUUCAAGUCGAGCAGCCAACUGAGGAUGUGUAAACAACAAUAAUAACAACAGCUUUUCCUGACGCUGUAGCACUUCAUAGACCGCGCAAACCUUUGCAGUUCACAUGGAUAAGGAAUCAUUUUAUGUGAAUAUUUUAGCACGGUAGCUAACCAUAUUUUCCUAACCGCCAUUUUGAAUGAUGGGCCCUUUGCGUAACCUUGUUAUUAACGUGUCCUUGUUAACUGUAAGAUGUGUCUUUGAAAAGAAAAACCAGAAACAGCUUCAUGAAGGACCGUUAUGACCUAUAUUAAACUUACACUAGCCUAAGACCCCUAAUUUUUUCCCUAUAUUUACUGUAAAAUGAACCUUUGCUCACUCGACACCUCUAUCAAGCGACCGUGGAAACCAAAAACAACAAGAAAAAAAAACGCUUUUAUAGAACGAGAAUAAAACAUGAACAAGAAUUGCCAUGAAAUGAAA
Stylophora pistillata is the source of this 1917-nucleotide messenger RNA. Its product is annotated as inositol polyphosphate 5-phosphatase K. Gene Ontology annotation, molecular function: phosphatidylinositol-4,5-bisphosphate 5-phosphatase activity. The record is from RefSeq and is a predicted model, not a curated record. Gene Ontology annotation, biological process: phosphatidylinositol dephosphorylation. NCBI's taxonomy places the organism in Eukaryota, Metazoa, Cnidaria, Anthozoa, Scleractinia, Pocilloporidae.